This is a messenger RNA of Trichophyton rubrum CBS 118892, 1260 nucleotides long. RefSeq lists its product as uncharacterized. Gene Ontology annotation, cellular component: fungal-type vacuole membrane. The record is from RefSeq and is a predicted model, not a curated record. Gene Ontology annotation, biological process: transmembrane transport. Lineage: Eukaryota; Fungi; Ascomycota; Eurotiomycetes; Onygenales; Arthrodermataceae. Gene Ontology annotation, molecular function: transmembrane transporter activity. The coding region runs from base 1 to 1260 and encodes 419 amino acids. The transcript is spliced from 3 exons.
AUGCAUACCAACCACCAGGAACUUCCCAGUACCAAUGCAAGCAGUACUACAACUCUUGCGGAAAACCCAUAUGGCAGCCAUUCCAGAGAUAUCUCUGUCGAUGACGUCCACAAAGCUGAAGCCAUACCGUCAAACUCCCUAGACAAGGCUCCCGAUGGAGGUCUGAUAGCAUGGACUCAGGCCACCAUGGCCCAUCUAGUCGUAUUCAACACACGGGGGUUCGCAAACUCCUUUGGUAUAUUUCAGGCCUACUACAAGGGAUAUCUGGGGCGAUCUCGAGCAGACAUAGCCUGGAUAGGCUCCAUCCAGAUCUUCCUUAUAUUCAUGAUUGGGACCUUUUCUGGCCGUGCAAUCGACGCUGGGUAUUACCGAACAAUUCUCGUGGCCGGCCUGUUUCUGCAGAUACUAGAAGUAUUCAUGACCUCGGUGGCUCAAGAAUACUGGCAGAUAUUCCUUGCACAGGGUGUGUGUCAGGGUAUAGGAAAUGGGUUGAUAUAUACCCCAACUGUAUCGCUAGUCUCGACCUACUUUUCCAAAAGAAGGGCCAUGGCCAUGGCUAUAACAUCUGGUGGAGGUGCCACUGGUGGAAUUGUUUUUCCUCUUGUUGCCCAACAGCUUCUACCCAAAAGUUGCCCAAGGAAAAGUGGCCCCAUAGUCGAGUGGUCGGCUUUCCGAGAAUUACCAUACCUGCUAUUCUCCAUUGGCAGCUUUCUUAUCCUGUGGGCUGUCUAUUUAGCCUAUUCUUAUAUCAGCACUUUCAGUCACGAUAUCAUUGGAAUUUCUUCCUCUACCUCCCUAACCAUCCUACUUAUUACGAAUGCCGUUGGCAUCCCCGGUCGUGCUAUUCUUGCUUUCGUCGCUGACCGGUAUACGGGACUCCUUAGCAUGUAUAUACCAAUGUCGCUGGCAGCGGGCAUUUCCCUUUAUGCAUGGUCUGCAGUACGUGACCUGUCUGGUCUCGUAGUAUUUUCAGUCAUGUAUGGUCUCUUCGCCGCUGCAUGUCAGGGCCUUUUUAUAGCCUCUUGCUCCUCCUUGACAGUCGACCUUAGCAAGAUGGGCACCCGAACAGGCAUGGUAUUUACUAUUGUCUCCUUUGCAACACUGACAGGGCCACCUUUAGCGGGGAUGCUUAUAGAAAAGAGAAACGGCGAUUAUCUUUAUGUCCAAUUCUUCGGCGGUACAUCGUUCGUUCUAGGAUCGCUGAUAUUGAUUGGGGCAAGGUCCGCUCACACUGGGACCAACUGGAAGUGUCGUGUGUAA